AACAUUCUAACUUAUGAUUACUUGUUACAUAUAAAUAUACUUGUCUAGCUUGACUAGUCUUGAAGCUCAACUCCUUGGUGUCUCUUAUUACUUGUAUAAAUUCUUGAUUGUAACUAAGACUUUUAUUUGCAUUAUUGAAGACAUCAUAUGCUUCAUAUUCUGCAAGACUGUAACUAAUAUUGAAAUUGAAAUAAUGCAUUUUCAUUAUUUACCAGCAUAUGCAUAAUAUUCCUCUAGUAAUUAUUUUUGAAAUCAUGACAAGGUGGAUCAUCAAGCAAGAAUUAAAAUGUUUUUUUCCCUAGUCAUACAUCAUGUACCUUACUUUUUCUGAUCAGACUUCUAUAGAUGUCUAAAUAAGUGACUAACUCAGUAGGUCUCAACUCAAGUAUAAUUUGGCUCAUGUAUAUCUCAUGCCUUUUUUAACACCUCUUGUAAAUAUCUGUAGUACCUUUGCGCAAACUCUUAAAUCGUGAUUUUUGAGUAUUCACAGAGUUGAAUAUGAAUGGCAUGAGUUCUUCCCCAAGGGUAUUACUUGUCGCUUCUUCUUGUGACAUGAGCAUUCACUUAAUUAACUUGUUUUCUAUGCUAAUACUCUCUUUCCAAUGCAGCUCAAAACAACUAUGGAGCGGUCGUGUCACUUUGGGCAUCAGUUAUCAUGGUCCUUUUACUACAUCUUUCCUUAAGUUUGACAUAAUGGUUCAUUAAUGUGCUCUUGUAUAAAUGAAACUUCUUGCUGGCAUUGAUGAGACACCUCAUACUGUCCCCCAUCAUAUGCAGGUUUAUUUUACGGAUACACAAAUUUGGUAUUCAGUUUAUUCAACUUUAUAUGGUGGUGUCAUUGGGGCCUUUGAUCGUCUAGGAGAGAUACGAACAUUGGGGAUGCUUAGAUCAAGGUUCCAGUCCUUACCUGGUGCAUUCAACACAUAUCUGGUGCCUUUAGAUAGGUCGCAGAAAAGAGGAUUUUCUUUUGCCAAGCGUUUUGCUGAGAUUACAGCAAGCAGGAGAAGCGAAGCUGCAAAAUUUGCACAAUUGUGGAAUGAAGUUAUAUGUAGCUUCCGAGAGGAAGAUCUCAUUAGUGACAGGAAAGGCCUAAAAUUCAGUCAUUUUUUAACUAACUUGUGUUCAUCAUUUUAUUAAAGAUAUACUUGGUUCCUUUACUUCAGGGAAAUGGAUUUGUUGCUAGUUCCUUAUUCAUCAGAUCCAGGGCUGAAGAUUAUUCAGUGGCCACCUUUUUUGAUUGCUAGCAAGAUACCAAUAGCAUUGGACAUGGCAGCUCAAUUUAAAUCCAGGGACUCUGAUCUCUGGAAGCGUAUAUGUGCUGAUGAAUACAUGAAAUGUGCAGUGAUUGACUGUUAUGAAUUUUUCAAGCAUGUCUUGAGCAUUCUUGUGGUUGGAGAUAAUGAAAAAAGGAUAAUUAGCAUCAUUAUUAAAGAAGUUGAAAGUAGCAUCUCAAAAAAUCUGCUUCUUGCAAACUUCAGAAUGGGUCCUUUACCUACUCUUUGCAAGAAAUUUGUGGAGCUUGUAGAGAUCUUGAAAGACGCUGAACCAUCCAAUAAAGAUACAGUGGUGUUGUUGCUGCAAGAUAUGUUGGAAGUUGUCACCCGUGACAUGAUGGUGAAUGAGCUCAGGGAAUUGCUUGAAGUUGGUCAUAGCAGCAAGGAUACUGGGAGACAACUUUUUGCAGGUACUGAUACAAAACCUGCCAUAGCAUUCCUCCCAGUUGUCACAACUCAGUGGGAAGAACAGAUAAGACGCCUAUACCUCUUGUUGACAGUGAAGGAAUCUGCUACUGAUGUACCAACUAACCUCGAAGCAUGUAGAAGAAUCUCAUUUUUCACAAAUUCAUUGUUCAUGGAUAUGCCACGUGCCCCCAAAGUCCGGAAAAUGCUUUCUUUCAGUGUCAUGACUCCAUACUACAGUGAGGAGACAGUUUACUCUAAAACUGACCUUGAGUUGGAAAAUGAAGAUGGUGUAUCAAUCUUAUAUUACUUGCAGAAAAUUUUCCCAGAUGAGUGGAAUAACUUCAUGGAGCGAAUUAAUUGUAAAAAAGAUAGCGAGAUAUGGGAAACUGAGGAAAACAUUUUACAGCUUCGUCACUGGGUCUCCCUAAGAGGACAAACUCUCUGCAGAACAAGUAUUGGAUGCAUUCCUUUCUCAUGUUUCAUAGUAUUAAUCAGCUUGUUGUACUGACUAUUUUUUGUGUUUCAGUUCGAGGAAUAAUGUACUACAGAUGAGCUUUGAAGCUUCAGGCUUUCCUUGACAUGGCCAAUGAAAGUGAGAUACUUGGAGGCUACAAAGCCAUAACAGUUCCAUCAGAGGAAGAUAAAAAAAAGCCAAGGAUCUCUUUAUGCACAAUUAGAAGCAGUUGCUGACAUGAAAUUCACAUAUAUCGCUACCUGUCAAAACUAUGGCAACCAGAAGCGAAGUGGAGAUCGUCGUGCAACAGACAUCCUGAACUUGAUGGUCAAUAAUCCUUCUCUUAGGGUGGCAUAUAUUGAUGAGGUUGAAGAGAAUGAAGGAGGAAAAGUACAUAAAGUUUAUUAUUCAGUUUUGGUGAAAGUUGUUGAUAAUCUUGAUCAGGAAAUAUAUCGGAUAAAAUUACCGGGUUCAGCCAAGAUAGGAGAAGGAAAGCCAGAAAACCAAAAUCAUGUUAUAAUUUUCACGAGAGGAGAAGCUCUCCAGACGAUUGACAUGAAUCAGGUAACCAUUAGAAUUUGAAGUUAUCUUAUGUUGUCUUUUGA
Humulus lupulus (European hop) is the source of this 2741-nucleotide messenger RNA. RefSeq names its product callose synthase 5-like. Bases 1168 to 2190 code for a protein of 340 amino acids. The record is from RefSeq and is a predicted model, not a curated record. Gene Ontology annotation, biological process: (1->3)-beta-D-glucan biosynthetic process. The transcript has 13 exons. Gene Ontology annotation, cellular component: 1,3-beta-D-glucan synthase complex; plasma membrane. Gene Ontology annotation, molecular function: 1,3-beta-D-glucan synthase activity. NCBI's taxonomy places the organism in Eukaryota, Viridiplantae, Streptophyta, Magnoliopsida, Rosales, Cannabaceae.